GGAAGCGUCAAUAUGUAAACAAACACAUAAUGAUGCGAGUGCGCUGAUUACCGAUCCCCAUUUCAACUUCCAAGCUCAAAGUUUGUAAACUCGAACUCGAAGCUUCGUUCAAUAUACGCGUACAUACACCUAUAGAGUAAGGUAGCUAGUUCUACGUGAUAGUGAUAUCUUGAAAUUCGCAAAUACGUCAUUCUCUCUUCUCACAACUCGAAUCUUGAGUGCUGAUGACUUAUUCUUCUAAUUAGACAACGUGCAACAACGCCAGAGCCAUAGUGUCACUGACCUAUUUGUUUGGAAAAAUUUUCGAAAAGCGUAAGUGAAGUUUCAGAUUCAAAACUGGCUGCUCCACGCUUCGCGAUGACGUUUCCUUCGGCGACGGCGAGAUUGUUUUUGUUUUUAUUCAACGUUAUAUUUCUGGCGACAGGAACAGCUAUAGGUGUAACAGCCAUUUUGAUUGAAUUAUCAUUCUCCCAACAUUCGAUAUUCGUCCAAGAGAAGCUCACUUCGCCACCGAUAUUAGUUGCCAUCUCUUGCCUGGUCAUUAGCUUGGUAUCGAUAUUUGGAUGCUGCGGCGUUAUCAAAGAGAGUCGAUGCAUUUUAUACACGUUUUCCGUAUUGAUAUGUGCCGUUUUCAUCCUCGAAGUUGUUGCUGGAGUAUUCGCUUAUCAACAGGCCGGUGUCAUGAAAGAUUCGUUGAAGAGCAAGAUGAAGGAGUUACAAUACGAUUACAAUAAAAUUAACGAGACCAUAGUGAAACGUUCGUGGGAUGUACUUCAAUACGAUUUCCAAUGUUGUGGAAUUGAGAAAGCCGAAGAAUGGACAGAAAUUUUGCAUUCGUCAUCUUUACCUCAUUCGUGCUGCGGUGAGCUGCCCAUCGAUCGUACCUGUACCAUUAAGGAUGCCAGCAAGCUAGGAUGUAUUACACUUUUUGAAAAAUUUCUCAAAUCCAAAAUGGUAAUUGUAGGCGGAAUUGCCGUAUCAAUUGGUGGUAUCCAGUUACUCUGCAGCAUGGGAUCGUGCUUAUUGGCUCGUCACCUCAAUAAACAAUACGAAGUUGUUUAAAAAUACUCAGAAUUUGGUACUAAGCGCCAAAGUCAUCCAGUACCUACAUAACUAAUUAUUUGCGCAAAUAAAGAAAACUACUUCCACUCUUGCAGUCGAUAAGGCGAUACUAUACGUGAAAUUUCAUCAUGGCAUCGACAGCAACAGUCAACGUCAUAGACCUGGCCUGCUACAGGUGACUGCAGGCUGCAAUACAAGUUCACCAAAAUAUAAAAAACAAAAAAAAAAAAAAAAAAAAUACAUAUAUUCUAUAAGUAAACAUUUAUAAUGUAAGUACUACGAUUUUUUUUCAUUUCGUGACUAAUAUUAUACGUAAUAAAGGGAGGUUCCGAGAGCUCCUUCAACUAUUUGACGAAGACGAACAAACGGUACCUACUUGUAGUUCGAAAAAAAUUAAAUAUGAGUAGAUGAAGGGGCUCUCGAUGUUUAGGUACAAUGUGCUCAAAAAUAUCGAGUAUCGAGAACUUCGGAAAUUACAUUUUUGUGUUGAAAAGUAUUUAUAUAAAAUUUAGAUACCUUCUUAUAAGUAUACUAUCAAUACUACCAUAUCUACUUGUACAUAUAAAAUUUAAUACUCGUAACGUUGUCCUAUGUAUAGGUAGAUAGGUAGGUACGGUUCAACAUGUAGGAAUAACUCGAAUAGGUAGGUAUCUAAUAAGUGUGUUUAUAUUAUAACUAUCUAUCUACUGUAGAAUAAUCGUUUAAGUAUUUUGAAUUUGAAAUAAUUUAUAAAGCCAAAGCGAUAAAAUAAAAUGUUUCAAUGUA
Messenger RNA from Planococcus citri (citrus mealybug), 1827 nucleotides. Its product is annotated as 23 kDa integral membrane protein-like. The coding region runs from base 358 to 1062 and encodes 234 amino acids. The transcript has 6 exons. The record is from RefSeq and is a predicted model, not a curated record. Gene Ontology annotation, cellular component: plasma membrane. NCBI's taxonomy places the organism in Eukaryota, Metazoa, Arthropoda, Insecta, Hemiptera, Pseudococcidae.